Messenger RNA from Diaporthe batatas, 2508 nucleotides. RefSeq lists its product as uncharacterized. Gene Ontology annotation, molecular function: catalytic activity. The transcript has a single exon. The coding region runs from base 46 to 1296 and encodes 416 amino acids. Lineage: Eukaryota; Fungi; Ascomycota; Sordariomycetes; Diaporthales; Diaporthaceae. The record is from RefSeq and is a predicted model, not a curated record.
GACAACUCCAUUCACCACCAUCUUCUCAGCACCCACAAACCACAAAUGGCCAGCCCACCCCCCCUACAGGGGAUCAAGGUCCUCGAGUUCGCCGGCCUGGCGCCGGGACCCUUCGCAGGCCUCCUUUUGGCUGACGCAGGCGCGUCCGUCAUCCGCGUCGACCGGCCCUCCGCGUCGUCCAGCCCCACGGCAGACCUCCUCACGCGCCACAAGGCCUCGGUAGCAGUAGACCUGCGGACCGGCGAGGGCAAGGCCGCGGCGCGGCGCCUCGCGCUCGCCGCCGACGUGGUGAUCGAGCCGUUCCGGCCGGGGGUCAUGGAGCGGCUGGGCCUGGGCCCGGCGGAGCUGUGCGCGGCGAACCCGGGGCUGGUGUACGCGCGCAUGACGGGGUUCCGGCGCGACGGGCGGUACGCGGCCAUGGCGGGCCACGACAUCAACUACCUCGCCGUCAGCGGGGUGCUGGGGAUGCUGGGGUGGGGCCGCGGCGACGGCUCGUCGCCCGCGGGGGACCAGGCGAGGAGGCCGGCCCCGCCCACCAACAUCCUGGGGGACUUUGCCGGCGGCGGCGCGGUGCUCUUCCAGGGGGUCCUGAUGGCGCUGCUGGCGAGGGCGCGCAACGGCGGCCGCGGCCAGGUCGUCGAGGCCAACAUGGUCGACGGCGCCGGCUACCUGGCCACGUUCCCGCGGCUCUCGCGCAGGACGCCCAUGGGCGACGGCCCGCGGGGAUCCAACGUCCUUGACGGCGGCUGUCCUUACUACGACACGUACCAGACGCGCGACGGGGGGUACAUGGCCGUCGGCGCGCUGGAGCCGCAGUUCUACGCCGAGCUGAUCAAGGGCCUGGGCCUGGAGGGCCAAGGGUGGGAGGACAGGAGGCUCGACAGGGACUGCUGGCCCGAGAUGAAGGCCGUGUUUGGGAGGUCGUUUGGGAGCCGGACGAGGUCCGAGUGGGAGGCCGUGUUUGAUGGCACCGAUGCGUGCUGCACGCCCGUGCUGGACUAUGCCGAGCUCGAGGGCGCCACGGCUGGGGACGGGCGCGAGGGCGACCAGAGGCCGGCCGUCACGCUGCGGGACACGCCGUGCCUGGCUGUCGACUCCGGGGCGAGGCCAUCCUCGUCGGACCCGGCUAGCCGUGGACAGGGCCCCGGUGUCCCUGGCGAUGGGUAUGAGGGCACGCCACUGGCGCCGGGGGACGGCGGAGAGGAGGCACUCAGGGCCUGGCUUGGGUGGGAGAAGGGGAGGCAGUAUGAUGUUCAGAACGGCGGUCUAGUUCUGACGACAAGCUCUAAAUUGUGAAUAGACAGAAAACAAACGCCAGCCUGUAUCCUUGAAAGACCCAUCUAUCCCUGACCCUUUAUACUGUAUCUUCUGGGCCUUUACUCUCAUGUGGCUCCCCAGUGCAGUCUAUAUCCCUCGCUAUCCGCCGUGACACAAUGUGAUUGAGGCAUUCGCCGCUUAGCUGUAUCGCCCAUGGGUAAUAAAAGGGCUGCUGUGGUCGGUCUCAGCGGCGUAUUUUGAAGAUGGAACGAGGUGGUGCUCACCCCGUGCCAUGGAGUGCUUGCAUGUUUGAGUAUAUUCUUGUUCAGCCUUGUUCAUCAAUUGUCGGCCAGUCCACCCACUGUAAUCGCCGGGCCGGGCUAGGUGGAGGAGGUUUCGGCGGCCGUGGCGAGGGAGGUCGGUCUCGGGACUGGCACACGGCGGACUCUCGAGAUGAGGCACAGGAGGCCAUGGUUGUGAGAGGUGUUGAGGAUGGAGCUGUGGUUCGAGAGAGGAGAAAGCACGGGAUGGGUGAUCAAAGGGAAACCCGUCCUGGGAGAACCACUCAGGCAGAUGUGAGACAAGAAAAGAUCCAGCCCGUCCAGGACAUCCCACUAGGUAGGGGACAGCAAGCACGGGCAAGCUAUAGGAGGAUACGGAUGGACAAUAGAUAGUCCCAAAACCUUCCUAGGACCCGGCUCCCGGGUCCUAGGUUCUUGACGUAAACAAGCUACAGAGCUCAAACCAGCCGAGCAGCAAGACCUGCACUCUCGUCAGCCCACUUCUGGUCAACUUGCCUUCCCGUUGUCACCAAGGCUUCCCUGCACGGGCAGCAAGAGUCGAGCGCAGAGCCUUCCGAUGCCUGCAUGUACAAUGCAGAAGCGCAUCCAUGCGCAUGCGCGCAUUGGGGCAAAUCAGACUGGGACUCUGCUGCAUGGUGCCAUAGAGGUGCCUCGACACACCCCCCCCUUCACCGUCUAUCCGCAAUGCGUGAGCAUGAAUGAGAGUGUGUUCGCGACAAGGCUGGGGGGCUGCUCAAGGUGAGAUGGUAGAUUCCGAGACAUGUGAAGAAGAACCAACCAUAUGGGGCACGAGUGAAAUGCUCCGUACGCGGAGAUCCCCCGAUCCCCCACCCGAUCGAUAGCGGCAGGGACUUGGCUUGGAGGGGCGUAGGGGAGGUGUAUCCGUGAAGGGAUGAGUGGUUCCCGGCAGCCGUUGCGGUGUGAGGCAAGGGAAAGGUGAUGCACUCAC